CGGCAGCAAAGAGCGCAGGCAGGCAUCGGCACCAGUCAAAGCCACCGUCUUGAUUACCCUUCCGUUAGUAAAACCUCUGUCUCGCCCACCAAUAAAGUCCACAGCGAUUUCCAUUUCUUUCCCCAAUUCCGUCCACCAGCUCGCACCACCAGCGGCCAGAGCAGCAGACCAAGCAAGCACGAGGGAGAGAGGAGAGAAAAAAAAAAUUCGGAGCUGCUGAGCUUUGUCCCCGGAGGCGGCGAGGCGUAUAGCCAUGGAGCGGGCGGGGGAGGCGCCGGCCGCCACCGCCGUCGUGCGGAGGGCUCCCUCGACGGCGCCGUCGGCGCGUGUUUCGAUCUGGGAGUCGGUGCGCGCGUGCGGGGUGUGGUCGAAGGAGGUGGACAAGGCCGAGCUGCGGAGGCAGGUCGUCAUGCCGCUCUACCUGCGCCGCGCCGUCGCGGCCGCCGUCAAGGCAAAGGACGAGGCCGCCGGCGUGGCGGCGGCAGCCGCGGAUGACCAGGCGGGGGAGGACGCGGACGGCCCCGCGGUGGCGCCCGUGGUGGUGUUCGUCAACUCGCGGAGCGGCGGGCGGCACGGGCCCGAGCUCAAGGUGCGGCUGCACGAGCUCAUCACCGAGGAGCAGGUCUUUGAUCUUUCUGUUGUGAAGCCUUCAGAUUUUGUUCACUAUGGUUUGAGUUGUUUGGAGAAGUUAGCUGACCAAGGCGAUAACCGUGCGAAGGCCGUUCGUGAGAGAAUGAGAAUUGUGGUUGCUGGGGGUGACGGCACAGUUGGCUGGGUGCUUGGAUGUCUCUCGGAUCUUUAUAAGACGAAAAGGGAACCAGUUCCACCUACAGGAAUCAUUCCACUUGGUACAGGAAAUGAUCUUGCUAGAUCGUUUGGAUGGGGUGGCUCUUUUCCCUUUGGCUGGCGCUCAGCUGUAAAGCGUUAUCUCAGCAAAGCUUCCACUGCUCCCAUUUGCCGUCUUGACAGCUGGCAAACUGUAAUUCAGAUGCCAGAAGGAGAAAUAAAAGAGUUGCCAUAUGCACUUAAGAAAGUGGAACCUGGAGAUCCGUUGGAGAUCAGCCAGGAGAAUGGCACAGAGUUAUCCGAAAAGGCUUCUUUCUAUAAAGGAGUAUUCUACAACUACCUUAGCAUUGGGAUGGAUGCUCAGGUUGCAUAUGGCUUCCAUCAUCUUCGUGAUGAAAAACCGUAUCUUGCACAAGGACCAGUUGCAAAUAAGUUGAUUUAUGCUGGAUAUAGCUGCACUCAGGGGUGGUUUUGUACACCUUGUACAGCAAGUCCUCAGCUAAGGGGGCUUAAGAACAUUUUGCGACUUUCCAUUAAAAAGGCCAAUUGUUCAGAGUGGGAGCAAGUUCAAAUGCCUUCAAGCGUUAGGUCCCUAGUUGUCUUAAAUUUAUACAACUAUGGCAGUGGAAGGCAUCCAUGGGGUGAUCUUAAACCUGAGUAUCUUGAAAAGAGAGGCUUUGUUGAAGCUCAUUCAGAUGAUGGCUUACUUGAAAUAUUUGGUCUGAAGGAAGGUUGGCAUGCUUCAUUUGUUAUGGCCGAGCUUAUCAAAGCAAAGCACAUUGCCCAGGCUGCGGCUAUCAAAUUUGAAAUGAGGGGUGGCGAGUGGGAUCGAGCAUAUAUUCAAAUGGAUGGAGAGCCAUGGAAACAACCACUCUUACAGGAGCACUCAACCAUUGUGGAAAUAAACAAAGUUCCCUAUCAUUCUCUCAUGAUAAAUGGGGAGUAAUGAGAUUUCCCUAUGUCAAUCAGGGUUGCAUUCAUAGAUCGUUAGAAUUGUGUACAGUUCAGGAGCAGCGCGCACUAGAUUCUUAGAACUUGGUCGACUGCAGCGAGGAUGCAUCAUGCAUGUUCGGUGGCCUUUAUGGUGCCAUGGCCGGAGCAUGAUAUGACACCAUGCAUUGUUGUAUUGUAUCAUAUGCGUUGUUGUAUCCCAAGUUCUUUUUUUAAGGAAACAAGCUUGAUCUGUUUGUAUUGUAACGUUGUGUGUCAAAUGCAAAAGAAUAAUCUGGUGAAAAACACUGUAUUAACUGUCAAGUUGGACAGUUUGCCGUUUGCACUGUCCUAUAGAAUGUUUAUUUGCGUA
Molecule: messenger RNA, 2089 nt
Organism: Sorghum bicolor (sorghum)
Lineage: Eukaryota; Viridiplantae; Streptophyta; Magnoliopsida; Poales; Poaceae
Product: diacylglycerol kinase 7
Exons: 13
Coding region: 254-1732 (492 amino acids)
Molecular function (GO): ATP-dependent diacylglycerol kinase activity
Source: RefSeq, a predicted model, not a curated record